Messenger RNA from Acytostelium subglobosum LB1, 2355 nucleotides. RefSeq lists its product as hypothetical. The record is from RefSeq and is a predicted model, not a curated record. The transcript has 2 exons. NCBI's taxonomy places the organism in Eukaryota, Evosea, Eumycetozoa, Acytosteliales, Acytosteliaceae. Gene Ontology annotation, molecular function: hydrolase activity, acting on carbon-nitrogen (but not peptide) bonds, in linear amides. Bases 1 to 2355 code for a protein of 784 amino acids.
AUGAAGAAUAUUCAUUUAGUUUUGAUUGGUCUGGCCAUCCAGAUUCUGGCCAGCUGCCACCUUGCCAGCGGGAUUGGAUUUGGCUCGUUACUCGCAUCGCAGUCCAGUUGCAAUGGAGUAAGCCAAGUUAAUAUCGUGGCCCACCAGGACGACGAUAUUUUGUUCAUUGACCCAGCCAUCACGGACGUAUUGAGAAGUGGCGGUUGUGUCACCACCAUCUUCAUGACUUCUGGUUCCUUCAAUGACUUUGCCUACAUGGAGACGCGUGAAUCGGCUUCGCUGGCGGCUUAUCAGGAGAUUCUCGGCAGCUCCAGCAGUUGGAUGUUGUACAUUAAUGAGCUGGUGGUCGGAGGCGGCACGGUUAGCAUCACGACCCGCAGGUCAAUCCUCAACCCAAAGCUCACCAUUGUUUAUAUGCGUUUGCCUCAGGGUAAUGUCCGUCCUACAGGCGCCGGUGACGCCCCACUUGCUGACAUGUUUGACCUCGGACAGACUGUCUCCAGCCUCUCGUACACCCAGUGCGUCGACGGACCAGCCAAUGACUACUCCAAGGCCACUACUGUCUCGACUUUGACCACCUUGAUCGACGGCUUUGGCGCGACCCAAGUCAAUACCCUGAAUCCUGACACUGUGCCCUACUUUGAGCAUCCCGACCACAUCUACGCCGCCCGUUUUGCUCGCCUGGCUCUUAGGGCCGUCACCGCCAACGUUCCUGUGGCCUACCACGAGACCUAUCCAAGUGCCACCACGUCUCCUAAUGUACUGCCCACAAAGCUCCAGACGAAGCGGGAUGUCAACGCUGCCUAUUUCAACAUCGACGGUGGAUACAUGUCUGCAGACGGAGCAACUUUUUCCGAAGCCACCUACAAUGGUCACUGGAUGGCAAGACGCAACUUCAAGACCGCGAUGGCUUACGACACUGCAGUAUCUUUUCCCAAAGCGCCCAUCGUGAAUAUGGAGACUCAACAGUGCAUCACUUCGAUGGGUCUGGGAGCGACGCCAGCCAUGGCUGGAUGCACCAAUGCUCCAAAUCAACUUUGGACAUUCAUCUCCUCGAGUGUUCAAGUUGGCCUUAGAGGAACUGCGCUGAUCCAAUCCUCGAAUGGAAACUGCCUGGCUGUCAGCAGUAAUGUUAUCUCUGAAAAGGCCUGUGAUGUAAAUGAUCAAUCCCAACUAUGGACACCAUGGAACUUUGGAAAGAUCUUUGGACCAGGAUCACAGACUUGUCUAGACACCGACAACACUGAUCUCCAGCUUGAGGCUGGUCUAGCCGGCGACGUUGUUGGCGAUGGAGGCAAUUACUUGGUCCAAGUGCAUCGCAGGACAGAUGGCCCCGGUGUCAAUGUAUGGGUAUCCAAAUUGGUUCCCAAUGCCAAUCCCAUAGCAAGCACCAAGUGGUACGAUGGCUCUUCCAAUUUGUUCAAUCCAGCAGUGUUCACUCCAUCAUGUGGCUCCGAUCCUUUCUGCUAUGACCAAAGUCGAUACUUGUUGGCGGACUUUACUGGCGAUGGCAAGGCCGACUUGAUGGUCAUGACGCCAGACGUUGUAAACCGUAGAAUUUACUUCUGGUUGUUGACCAGCUCUGAAAGUGGCUUUAAUACUCCAAUCCUUUAUGGAACUACUCCAACUCUCUUCGAUUAUGAUAAUGUUCAGCAAUUCCUGGUUGGAAGUUUCAGUGGCACCGGCAGAAUGGACAUAGUGAUCGCAUAUUCCCGUGGCGAUGGCGGACUUAACUUAUGGGUGAUGAGCAACUCUGGAACCGCACUGAACUCUCCCGUCUUGUGGGCUCAAGCAACUGGAAUCCUUCGUUCCUCAAAGCUGUUUACUUCCAAAGUCAACAAUGAUGCCUUUGCCGAUGUGAUUGUUGUCGAUUGGCCAGUCGAUGGACUCCGUAUAUCAACAUUCACUAGCAAUGGAAAUAGUUUCUCAGCCAAUUAUGGCGUCCAGGUCUAUAACCUAUUUGUCCAAAUCAGGUCUAAAGUGGUGGUUUCCAAGUCACUGGUCAAUGGCCUAACAGAUGUCUGGGUACUGCAUGCCAGAGCCGAUGGUCCCAACAUUAAUUUCUGGCAAGUCAGUAACAAUGGCGCUGGAGGAUUCAACUCACCGGCAAUGGUGCGCACCGAGACUACGCUCAGUUGGUCUGAUACUGUGCCCAUUGUAACUUCUGAUGGCAGCAAGAUGGUACUUCCCUAUCGAGUGAACAAUCCAAUCUCGGAGUAUGUGCUCGCAGUUGGACCAAUGGGAGUUAAAUCAGUCAGUCUCUCCCCAGCAGGCCUCCAAGCACCAAUAACUGUUUAUGGAGUGUCCAAUAUUUUCCUAUGGACAGAUUUGCAAUGGCGCCAGCGUCUCAACUAA